This is a messenger RNA of Fonsecaea erecta, 966 nucleotides long. RefSeq lists its product as hypothetical. The record is from RefSeq and is a predicted model, not a curated record. NCBI's taxonomy places the organism in Eukaryota, Fungi, Ascomycota, Eurotiomycetes, Chaetothyriales, Herpotrichiellaceae. The coding region runs from base 1 to 966 and encodes 321 amino acids. Gene Ontology annotation, molecular function: transferase activity. The transcript has 4 exons.
AUGUCUUCACUCAUUGAAAUAGACUCGCUAGAGAUUUUAGUCAUUGUCGAUAACGAGGUUGAUCCUAUAUCCUCCUACCAGCACUCAGAUCUUAAAGUUUCUGGACAACUCGCGGAUGUUGCUUUAAGGGCUCCGCUACAGGAUGGAACCAGGGGUGGCUCAAAAUUCGAGAUUCGGCUCGACAAUGUCUGCUGCGGUGCUCACGGCUUGUCACUGAUGAUCACGGCUGUCAAAGGAGACAAGCGGCAUACAGUUCUCUUCGACACUGCUCCGGAAGAACAUAUCUGGGAACUGAAUGUAAAGCGCUUGAGGGCAAAUCUCGGAUCGAUUGAACGAAUCCAUCUAUCCCAUUGGCACCGCGACCAUUCCGGAGGCAUGUUGAAAGCAAUUUCUAUGAUAAAUGAGGCGAAGGGGAGCAGAGGCAUUCCAAUCGACCUCCAUCCAAAUCGACCGACAUACCGAGGUUUCCUAGGCCCGGCUGGUCCAAUCUCAUUGGAGAGGGAUCCCACUUUUGAAGAGAUCGAGUCUGCUGGGGCCAAGGUAGAAAGGAAUGACCAACCGCACACGAUUCUCGAAGAUAUGUUUCUUGUCUCUGGAGAAAUCCCUCGGGUCACGCCGUACGAAAGGGGGUUUCAACGUGGCAUAAGGUUCAAUCCAGAGAACAGCAGCUGGGAAAGCGAUGAGUUAAUUUUGGAUGAAAGAUUCCUAAUGUGUAAUGUGAAAGGGAAGGGUAUUGUUGUCUUUACCGGGUGUAGCCACGCAGGAGUGGUGAAUGUUGUUAAGAAUGCUUUGCAGUUAGCUGGUGGAACCCAUCCGUUAUUUGGGGUAGUUGGCGGAUACCAUCUUGUCGGACCAAAUGAAGCAUACAUCAAGGAUACAGUUGAAGAAUUGAAGGCCCUGAAUCCUCGCGUCCUGAUGCCGGGACAUUGCUCUGGGUGGAGGGCUAAGUACGAAAUAGAAAUGUAG